This is a messenger RNA of Penicillium salamii, 2943 nucleotides long. The record is from the annotation of a GenBank genome assembly. Lineage: Eukaryota; Fungi; Ascomycota; Eurotiomycetes; Eurotiales; Aspergillaceae.
AUGACCAGAAUGGCUUCUAAGCCACAGGUUGCCUUCAUAGGGCUGGGUGCUAUGGGAAUAGGGAUGGCCAUCCACCUGCUCGACGAUGGCUUCGCGGUGACCGGGUUCGAUGUCAAUCCUAUGGCCCUUGAAAAACUGCUCGCCAUGGGUGGGACGGAUGCUUCUAGCCCAAGGGAAUGCGCCCAAGGCGCAUCAUUCAUUGUCUGCAUGGUCGCAAAUUCUAUGCAGACCGAGGAUGCAUUUUUCGCAGAGUCAACGGGCGCAGUGUUUGGCCUCGCACAGAACACAGUUGUCAUUCUAUGCUCAACCGUUGCUCCAGGAUUCCCAGUCAAAAUUCUGGAUCGUUUUCACCGGGAAUUUCGAAGGCCGGAUAUCCAAUUGGUGGAUUGUCCUGUGUCUGGUGGGACGAUACGCGCCGCUCAAGGACUGUUGACCGUUCUGUCAUCGGGCCGAUCGGAUGUUUUGCGUACCGCUCAGCCAAUCUUGAAAUCGAUGAGCGAAAAUUUGUAUGAGAUUGAGGGCGGACUAGGUGCCGCGAAUAAGGUCAAACUCAUCAAUCAGCACCUUGCUGGUGUGCACAUUGCGGCUUCUGCGGAGGCAAUGGGGCUAGCUGCGACAUUAGGAUUGAACACAAAAGACUUUUAUGACACGGUUGUCAAGAGCCCAGCGUGUAGUUGGAUGUUUCAAAACCGAGUGCCUCAUAUGCUACUCGAUGAUUGGACGCCUCACUCUGAUAUCAGUAUCUUUGUAAAGGACAUGCGAAUUGUGACUUCAGAAGGCCUCCUUCAAGAUUUCCCUCUUUAUAUUGCAUCUGCGACAGAGCGACUUUAUCAAUAUGCAGCGCGCAUGGGAUAUGAAAGGGACGACGAUGCCAGCCUUGUUCGAAUUUUUCUGGCACAAACCCCAUCUCUCGUUUCAGAAGCAACACAUAUGAAGAAUCCCCAAAGUUCGCAUUCAUCUGAGCUGAUAUGCGGGUUACUGGAGACCGUCCACACCUUAGCGGCGGUUGAGGCUCUGGCCCUCGGAAACAAACUUGGCAUUCCAACCAACACCCUCUCAUCAAUCAUUUCAAAUGCCGCUGGCGCCAGCGAGUCCUUCAAAAAGGUUGCAACGACAAUUUUGGCUGGUGAUAUUGUAUCUGGGUGUACCAUUACCCAGACCCGGGACAUGCUGAAAGAAGUAAUCAACCUUGCCCAGGCGCACAGCUAUCCCCUGCAAGUCGCAGCUACUACAUUUCAACUUUUACAACAGGCUGUCAUUUAUGGCCUGGGUGGAGAAGGUCAAGCAGCGCUUCUCAAGCUAUGGACAACAUCAGAUCUUUCUGUCGAGCCCUUGCAUAUAACUGAAUAUGAUUCAAUCCCACUCUCUGAACUGAGCUCAAGGAUACCUCGAUCUGAGGAGAACCCUCAAAACCUUCUAUGCAAUAUUCAAGCUCAUUUGCAAGCUGAGAAUAAUUGCAAGUUGAUUGUCCUCGAUGAUGAUCCAACAGGAACGCAAACAUGCCAUGAUAUUAAUGUCCUCACCAUGUGGGAUGUCAAUAUCCUUGCGUCGGAGUUCCGCUCAGAUAGCAGAGGCUUUUUCAUUCUCACAAACAGUCGUGCAUUGCCUCCCAAUGAGGCUCAUGCGCUAGUCAGUGAAGUGUUGCGGAAUGUGUCCAAGGCAGCUGAUAUGACUGGCAAAACGUUUGAAGUUGUGCUAAGAGGAGACUCGACAUUGCGCGGUCAUUUCCUGGGAGAAGUUCAAUCGCAUAUUGAUGCAAUUGGCUCACCAGAUGCAUGGAUACUGGCGCCGUUCUUUGGACCGGGUGCUCGCUAUACCAUCGACGAUAUACAAUACGUUGGCGACCGAGAUGUCUUAGUCCCAGCUGCAAAGACUCCAUAUGCCGAGGACAAAACUUUUGGCUACAAAUCCUCAAAUCUCAGAGAGUGGGUACGUGAAAAAGCAGGGUCACGAUUCUCUAGCACGGACAUACUGUCUGUAACGCUGGAAGAAAUCAGAAACGGGGGAAUUUCAGCAAUCAAACAAAAAUUGCUGAAUGUGCCCAAAGGUGGCAUCUGUAUAGUUAACGCAGUCCAGGCGGAAGAUAUGCUUAUGUUCAGCCUGGCUUUGUUGGAAGGUACGCAUCCCUGUCUCGUCACGCCCAUCUACGGCUUCACGUUCACUCAAACUAACUUCUCCUUUAAAGUACGCAAAGAGCACCAGCUCCGUUUUGCGUAUCGAACGGGGGCGAGCUUUGUUUCUAGUCGUCUCGGAAUGCCAGAAAGGCCAGUCAUCUUACCGAGCCAGAUCCCAAACUUCAACCCCACAAGACACACGGGAGGUCUGAUUGUAGCGGGUUCUUACGUCCCGAAGUCAACCAAACAGAUCCAGUCAUUGAUUGAAAGAUCAGGGAGUAAUUUGACAACCCACAUCGUGGAAGUGCCAGCCCUAUUGAUCGAGCUCCAGAAAUAUUCCGACAUUCCUACAAUGCUUCGCCGCUCACUGGUGUUGCAAGAAGUCGUGACUCGUGCAUCUGACGACCUUCGAGGUGGUCAAGAUGUGCUGGUUAUGACCAGUCGAGACCUUGUCACCCUGGAUUCUGUCAAUACUCUGGCAUCUGAAACCUCCAAGCAAAUCACAAACUUGGACAUCAACAGCGUAGCCGCCACUGCCUUGGUUCAUAUUGUGCGGAACCUGAGUGUUUGUCCUCGAUACCUGCUAGCAAAAGGGGGCGUCACUUCAUCUGAUGUGGCGACAGCCGGUAUAGCUAUCAAACGUGCAACAGUGCUGGGUCAGGCUGCGCCCGGAGUUCCCAUUUGGUGGUGUCAGAGCGAAGAAGACUUAAAGUCUCAAGAUCAAGGGGGAAGGGAGAUCAAAUGGACCGAGAUACCGUUGAUCAUUUUCCCGGGCAAUGUCGGUGAUGAAAAUACCUUGGCCGACGUGGUUGAGCGUUGGGCAGUAUAA